Acanthosepion pharaonis is the source of this 2376-nucleotide messenger RNA. The record is from the annotation of a GenBank genome assembly. Lineage: Eukaryota; Metazoa; Mollusca; Cephalopoda; Sepiida; Sepiidae.
AUGGACGCCCGUCCAGACGCCAAUCGAGCAGUAGUCGUUAUUACUGAUGGAGAGUCACUAAAGCCGGAAAAGACUAAAAUAGCCGCAGAGGCAUUACACCAGGAAAACAUUUUGACAUUGGCCAUUGGUGUUGGUCAGAAAAUUAAUACGAAUGAAUUAAAGACGAUUGCGUCGACAGAUGAAAACGCCAUCAGUGUCAAGGAUUUUCUGGCUUUGCAAAAGGUCGAGAAACAAACUAACAUAAGUUUUAUAAACACCAGCAUCGUUUGCAAAUUCGCUAAGAAUAUUUUUCUUCAUUCAUUCUUCAUUCAUUUUUCGUUCAUUCUUCAUUCUUCGUUCAUUCUUCGUUCUUUCUUCAUUCAUUCUUCAUUUAUUCUUCGUUCAUUCUUCAUUCAUUCUUCAUUCAUUCUUCGUUCAUUCUUCGUUCAUUCUUCAUUCAUUCUUCGUUCAUUCUUCGUUCAUUCUUCAUUCAUUCUUCGUCCAUUCUUCGUUCAUUCUUCAUUCAUUCUUCAUUCAUGCUUCGUUCAUUCUUCAUUCAUUCUUCGUUCAUUCUUCAUUCUUCGUUCAUUCUUCGUUCAUUCUUCAUUCAUUCUUCAUUCAUGCUUCGUUCAUUCUUCAUUCAUUCUUCGUUCAUUCUUCAUUCUUUGUUCAUUCUUCAUUCAUUCUUCGUUCAAUCUUCGUCCAUUCUUCGUUCAUUCUUUAUUCAUUCUUCGUUCAUUCUUCGUUCAUUCUUCGUUCAUUCUUCGUUCAUUCUUCGUUCAUUCUUCGUUCAUUCUUCAUUCUUCGUUCAUUCUUCGUUCAUUCUUCAUUCUUUGUUCAUUCUUCGUUCAUUCUUCGUUCAUUCUUCAUUUAUUCUUCGUUCAUUCUUCAUUCAUUCUUCAUUCAUGCUUCGUACAUUCUUCAUUCAUUCUUCGUUCAUUCUUCAUUCUUUGUUCAUUCUUCGUUCAUUCUUCGUUCAUUCUUCAUUCAUUCUUCAUUCUUUGUUCAUUCUUCAUUCAUUCUUCGUUCAUUCAUCGUUCAUUCUUCAUUCAUUCUUCAUUUAUUCUUCGUUCAUUCUUUAUUCAUUCUUCAUCCAUGCUUCGUUCAUUCUUCAUUCAUUCUUCAUUCAUGCUUCGUUCAUUCUUCAUUCAUUCUUCGUUCAUUCUUCAUUCUUUGUUCAUUCUUCGUUCAUUCUUCGUUCAUUCUUCAUUCAUUCUUCGUACAUUCUUCGUUCAUUCUUCAUUCAUUCUUCGUUCAUUCUUCAUUCAUGCUUCGUUCAUUCUUCGUUCAUUCUUCAUUCAUUCUUCGUUCAUUCUUCAUUCAUUCUUCAUUUAUUCUUCGUUCAUUCUUCAUUCAUUCUUCGUUCAUUCUUCAUUCAUUCUUCAUUCAUUCUUCGUUCAUUCUUCGUUCAUUCUUCAUUCAUUCUUCGUUCAUUCUUCAUUCAUUCUUCAUUUAUUCUUCGUUCAUUCUUCAUUCAUUCUUCAUUCAUUCUUCGUUCAUUCUUCAUUCAUUCUUCAUUUAUUCUUCGUUCAUUCUUCAUUCACUCUUCAUUCAUUUUUCGUUCAUUCUUCGUUCAUUCUUCGUUCAUUCUUCAUUCAUGCUUCGUUCAUUCUUCGUUCAUUCUUCAUUCAUUCUUCAUUUAUUCUUCGUUCAUUCUUCAUUCAUUCUUCAUUCAUGCUUCGUUCAUUCUUCAUUCAUUUUUCAUUCUUUGUUCAUUCUUCGUUCAUUCUUCAUUCAUUCCUUUUCAUUCUUCAUUCUUCAUUCAUUCCUUUUCAUUCUUCAUUCUUCGUUCAUUCUUCAUUCAUUCUUCAUUCUUUGUUCAUUCUUCAUUCAUUCUUCAUUCAUUCUUCGUUCAUUCUUCAUUCUUCGUUCAUUCUUCGUUCAUUCUUCAUUCAUUCUUCGUUCAUUCUUCAUUCUUUGUUCAUUCUUCGUUCAUUCUUCGUCCAUUCUUCGUUCAUUCUUCAUUCAUUCUUCGUUCAUUCUUCGUUCAUUCUUCAUUCUUCGUUCAUUCUUCGUUCAUUCUUCAUUCAUUCUCCGUCCAUUCUUCUUUCAUUCUUCGUUCAUUCUUCAUUCAUUCUUCAUUCUUUGUUCAUUCUUCGUUCAUUCUUCAUUCAUCCUUCAUUCAUUCUUCGUUUAUUCUUAAUUCAUUCUUCGAUCAUUCUCUCUCUCUCCUUGAUUUUCCUUCGUUCGUAUUUCCACAGUGUACCUCUCGGUGUGUUAUUACAUAAUCCAAGCAAACACGUGGUUCAAAUCUCUUUAGGUCAGUUCCUUACAACAUCUUAUGAUGAGGGCUUUUCGUUAAGUUGGCCGAGAGGUUUAAUUCUUCCCCCACUUCACCCAUCGCCCGAGACAUUGCGUAUGGCCAUCGGUUUUUCGCAAUCAACAGGCGCCGAUUGA